AUGUGUGUGUCCUCCCGCAAGCGCGCCCGCACCGCCAGCGAAGGCGAGGAGGAGGGCGAGGCUGUGCCAGUCGCGGGUGGCUUCGAGGCGCCCAUCUUUGGCGCGCGCGUCGUCGGCCAGGUCACCACGCUGGCGCUCGAGGGCGAGGACGGCCCGCUGUUUGCCGUUGCAAGCGAUCGCGCGGGCGGCUGGUACGUCACGACAGAGCACUCGCUGCUGCAUGUGUCGGCGGCCGGGCGCAGCCGCACCGUCGCGACCUGCGAGGAUUGCCGCCGCCGCACCGUCGCGACCUGCGAGGAUUGCCGCCGGCCGGGUAUUGCUCUCAGCCCCGACGGUAGCGCGCUGUUUUUGGCGGACAACGGCAACCACAAGAUCCUGCGGGUGGAGGUGGCGACUGGCGCUGUGACUAUGCUCGCGGGCAGCGGCGAACAUGGCGACGCGGACGGUGUGGGCGACGCGGCGCAGUUCAACGCCCCAUACGGCGUCACCAUCAGCCCCGACGGCGGCGCGCUGUUUGUCCCCGAUGGCAGCGUGCUGUUUGUGGCGGACUUCGGCGGCUACACGAUCCGGCGGGUGGAGGUGGCGACUGGCGUGGUGACGACUGUCGCGGGCAGCGGCGCCGAAGGCAGCGCUGAUGGCGUGGGCGGCGCGGCGCAGUUCAACAGCCCAAUCGGCAUCGACGUCAGCCCCGACGGCAGCGCACUGUUCGUGGCAGAGUUCUGGAACCACAAGAUCCGGCACGUGGAGGUGGCGAGGGGCGCGGUGACUACGCUCGCGGGCAGCAGCACUGCUGGCAGCGCUGAUGGCGUGGGCGGUGAAGCUCAGCUCGACAACCCAGUCAGCGUCGCCCUCAGCCCCGACGGCAGCACUCUUCUGCAUUGA
This is a messenger RNA of Emiliania huxleyi CCMP1516, 882 nucleotides long. RefSeq lists its product as hypothetical. The coding region runs from base 1 to 882 and encodes 293 amino acids. NCBI's taxonomy places the organism in Eukaryota, Haptophyta, Isochrysidales, Noelaerhabdaceae. The record is from RefSeq and is a predicted model, not a curated record. The transcript has 2 exons.